Molecule: messenger RNA, 3124 nt
Organism: Thrips palmi
Lineage: Eukaryota; Metazoa; Arthropoda; Insecta; Thysanoptera; Thripidae
Product: rho guanine nucleotide exchange factor 15-like
Exons: 12
Coding region: 326-2917 (863 amino acids)
Biological process (GO): activation of GTPase activity
Molecular function (GO): guanyl-nucleotide exchange factor activity
Source: RefSeq, a predicted model, not a curated record
CUGCUCAAGCUGCCAGUGUGUGUCCGAGAGUCCGAGCGCCACUUCAGGGCCGCACGCACGCAGUGCUGUUGUGUUGUGGUGUGUGCAGAGUCGAGCCGAAGCAAGCGACGCAAGCGAAGCGACGCCGGCGGCCGGCACAGCAAACCAGAAGCAGACAGAAGCAGACGACUCACAGUGGCCCGGACCGCCCACACACGCGUUGUUGCGGUGCAGUGUUCCCCGCGGACAGUGUUUUGCAGAUUGUGGCCGGCGUGGUGCGUGUCUGACUGCGGGGCGAGGCCGAUGUGAGACUGCGCCGCACCUCGCCCCCUUCAAGCUGACCGAGAUGACGGUCCACAAGGUGCUGCAGCGGGGGUGGCUGGACCUGGCGUGGGACAAGGGCGGCAUCGUGCGGAAGUGGGUCAUCCUCGACAACGGGGUGCUCUGGAUUCACAGUGACAAUGCAGACCCCGCCGCCGAGCAGGUGCUGCCGCUGCACGACGCCGAGGUGCGCUUCCCGGAGUCGCCGUCGCUGGAGGAGGCCCCGGAGAUCGCGGUGGUGCUGGGCGCCGGAGUGACGGGCCGGAGUCGCCGCCUGCGUCUGAGGCCCGCGUCGAGCGAGGAGUAUCGCGACUGGACGACGGCCAUGUUGGAGGCGGCGCAGCUUUGGCACGUGCGCCGCCAGAUGGCGUUCCAGGCCGUCCUUCCCCCGGUGGCGGGAGCGCCGAGUAGGCUGCCCCGCUUUAUGCGCCCGGCCAGCACCACCACCAGGUCCCCGUCGUCGCCAGCCGAGGGCAGGCUGCAGCUGCUGAGCGCGCUCACGCACUUCUUGGAGCAGGCGGGUGAGCUUCGCGAGCGGACGCGGCGUGCCGUGACGCGCGCCCAGCACGCCCAGGACGACGACGAGAACCUGCCUCGGUUCCUGCGUCGCGCCAUUGCGGACGCCGUGGAAAAGAUCUGGCGAGCGUGCACCAGGGCGCGGGCCUGCGCCGACGUGGUGGGCAUCAACGGCCGCCCCGACGACCUGGCCGUGUACGACGCGGCCAUCAUCCUGCGCGAGGCCGUGGACGCCUUCGUGACCCACUGCAGCCUGCUGCGCGACCUGCAGGCCAUGUUGACGACGGUGGGCUCCACCGCGCCGGAGGACCCGCUGCCCUUCAUGCCGCUGCGGUGCCUGUCCAUGGUGCGCGACGCCCUGUUCGAGCUGGGCGCGCUGAUCCACGCCCCCGAGGAGAAGGCCAAGCAGCGCGCCGCCCUGGCUGCCGUGGACGCGACCCUGCAGCGCUGCUGGACGGAGCUGAGCAAGAGGCCGCUGGACCAGGACCUGGCCGCGCACAUGUCCGCCGUGCCCGCCGCCACCGCCAGCAGCACGCCGACCAAGCCAGCGACGCCGGCGAAGACGAAGAAAGGGGCCGGCGUCGUGGAGAAGCGCGCCCUGGCCACGUCCCCGCCCAGCCCGCCGUCGUCGCCGUGCCUGUCGUUCAAAGGCUCCACCAGUGUGCGCAGGCUGGCGUCUCGGCUCCACCGCGACGUCGUUCGCACGUCGGUGCGGCGCGCGCGCAAGAGGGCGCGCACCGAAGGACAGGCGCUGCUGCCGGACCAGACGUUGGACGACUCCCUGGAGCACAUCGAGAUGACCGCGAUGACGGCCGACGCGGCGGCGCCCUCCUCGCCGUCGUCGGGAGAGGACGCGCCGGAGCACGUCAAGCAGUGCACCGAGGCGGCGCCGCCAGAGGUGUCCGUGCCGGUGACGCCUUCGUUGGCGGCGCCGCGGCCCCGCCUGGCGAACAGCGUGGGCGCGUUGUUCGGCUGCGACACCUCCAACUUCAGCCCGCGGCCCCCGAGGCGCUGGCAGGACCCCGCGCUGCUGCGGCGCCGCAGGCUGGUGUGCUCGGUCGCCGACUGCGACAUGGACACCGGGGACGACGACGUCUUCGAGCCACCGGCCCCCCAGGGCCACAACGGAGACGGGCACGGCGAUCAGGUGAAGACCAAGGAGCCCCCCACCGACAUGUUCGGCGAGCCGCAGCCACCGCCACGCGCCGGCCGCCUGCAGCGCCAGCACUCCGUCAAGGACAAGGACCUCAGGGACCUGAGCGUCCCCGUGACACCGGCAACCCCCAACGGAGGGGGACGCCGCGCCCUGUGGUGCGAGACGCAGGAGGUGCAACGCAGCGGGCUGCUGGACCGGCUCAACACAGCGGAGAGCGCGCUGCAAGAGGCAAAGUUUGAGGUGCUGAGUUCGGAGGAGUCUUAUCUCCGGUCGCUGGACAUGCUGGCCCACCGCGUGGCGGCCAUGGACGCCCUGCAGGACGGGUGCUUGAUCGCGGACCACGAGCGGGACGCCGUCACCAAGUUCCUGGACGCGGCGCGCGCCUGCUCCAUGCGCUUCGCCAGCGCGCUGCGCGCCCAGUGGUGCCAGGACGUGAUGAUGCGCGGGCUGUGCACGCUCGUGCACAAGGAGGCCGUGCCCGGCGCCUGCCUGCAGCAGUACGUGCACAUCGUCAGCCUGCAGCCCAGGGCCGCCAGCGUCCUGGCCAAGAUCGGAAGCGUGGAAGCGACACAGCUGGUGCCCCUUCUGUCACUGCCUGCCCAACGAGCGUCGCGCCUACCCCUUCUACUGGCAGCCAUUCUCCGUAGACUGGACCAGCGCACCUCUGAGGCUGUCAUCUGCAGGGCAGCCUUAGACCGGCUCAACCAGAUUGUAUUUGAGUGUAAUGAGGCGCUUAGAAGAGCGGAACAAACUGAGCGCAUGGUUCAGCUGGGAAGGAUGCUGCGUGUCGAGAAGUCUCCCUCAAGGAAGUCAUCUUGGAGUGAGCGCAAAAAUAGUGUCAUAAUUAGGGCAAAAUCAUUCUUUGUGAAAUCCAACAACCGGAUUGGUACCAAAACCAAUAAGAUACUGACGUCAACCAGCUCAAUGCUUCAUCUCACUAAAUGACUCCUUGCAUAAAUUAGAUAAGAGUAUUUGUCUGUGAUUCAGUGUACUCCCACAACUCAAUGGUUUUGUUGAUUCAGUCAUAAAUCUUUAUCAAAGUUUUAUGUUGUAUUAAUUUCGGAAGAUGAAAUGUUAUUUUUGUUUGUAACAAUUCCAUCUGGAUGGUGAACGGGAAAAUUCUGUACUAAAUAAAUGCACAACUCCAUAGUU